GCGGACCCGGAGGACGGAGCGUGUGCGCGCGCGCCGGGCAGGUGCGCGGCGGCCGGGCGGGCCCGAGCGCCACUCCGGGCGCGGGAGGACGGCCCCGGGAGGGAGCGAGCAGACGGUCGGUCUCCGGCGCGGCAGCUCGUUCUCGCCUUUCGCUUCCACACAGGAAACGUUCGCGCUGCCCCACGCACGCUGCCCGAGUCUCGGGGAAGCCCAGGUUACAUAAUGGAAUAUGAAAAUUACCUCAAGGAAUUUUAUAUUUCGGGAUAACUGAUUGUUUAUCUUCUGACUCCACCUUUGAACUCAUCUUUUUGGUGUCCUUUUGAGGCAAAAAAAAAAAAAAAACCCAAAGAGAUUAUACCAUGGAUUACAAGGAAAGCUGCCCAAGUGUAAGCAUUCCCAGCUCUGAUGAACAUAGAGAGAAAAAGAAGAGAUUUACGGUUUAUAAGGUCCUGGUCUCUGUGGGCAGGAGUGAGUGGUUUGUCUUCAGGAGAUAUGCAGAGUUUGACAAGCUUUAUAAUACCUUGAAGAAACAGUUUCCUGCUAUGGCCCUUAAGAUUCCAGCCAAGCGGAUAUUUGGUGAUAAUUUUGAUCCAGAUUUUAUUAAGCAAAGAAGAGCAGGAUUGAAUGAAUUCAUUCAGAACUUAGUUAGGCAUCCAGAGCUUUACAACCAUCCAGAUGUCAGAGCAUUCCUUCAAAUGGAUAGUCCAAAACAUCAGUCAGAUCCAUCUGAAGAUGAGGAUGAAAGAAGUACUCAGAAGAUAUUACACUCUACCUCACAGAACAUCAACUUGGGACCAUCUGGAAAUCCUCACCUUCCUUGUUGGCCGGCCUGUUCAGAGGCGUCAUGUGCCAAACCAACAGACUUUGAUUUCUUAAAAGUUAUUGGAAAAGGCAGCUUUGGCAAGGUUCUUCUUGCAAAACGGAAACUGGAUGGAAAAUUUUAUGCAGUCAAAGUGUUACAGAAAAAAAUAGUUCUCAACAGAAAAGAGCAAAAACAUAUUAUGGCAGAACGUAAUGUGCUCUUGAAAAAUGUGAAACAUCCAUUUUUGGUUGGAUUACAUUAUUCUUUCCAAACAACUGAAAAACUUUAUUUUGUUCUGGAUUUUAUUAAUGGAGGGGAGCUUUUCUUUCACUUACAAAGAGAAAGGUCCUUUCCUGAACACAGAGCUAGAUUUUAUGCUGCUGAAAUUGCCAGUGCUUUGGGUUACUUGCACUCCAUCAAAAUAGUGUACAGAGACUUGAAACCAGAAAAUAUUCUUUUGGAUUCCAUAGGACAUGUUGUCUUAACAGAUUUUGGACUUUGUAAAGAAGGAAUUGCUAUAUCUGACACCACAACAACAUUUUGUGGGACACCAGAGUACCUUGCACCUGAAGUAAUCAAAAAACAGCCUUAUGACAAUACUGUCGAUUGGUGGUGCCUUGGUGCUGUUCUAUAUGAAAUGCUGUAUGGAUUGCCUCCUUUUUAUUGCCGAGAUGUUGCUGAAAUGUAUGACAAUAUUCUUCACAAGCCCCUAAGUCUGAGGCCUGGAGUGAGCCUCACAGCCUGGUCCAUUCUGGAAGAACUCCUGGAAAAAAACAGGCAGAAUCGACUUGGUGCCAAAGAAGACUUUCUUGAAAUUCAGAAUCAUCCUUUUUUUGAAUCGCUCAGCUGGACUGACCUUGUACAAAAGAAGAUUCCACCACCAUUUAAUCCUAAUGUGGCAGGACCAGACGAUAUCAGGAACUUCGAUACAGCGUUUACAGAAGAAACAGUUCCAUACUCUGUGUGUGUGUCUUCUGACUAUUCUAUUGUGAACGCCAGUGUGCUGGAGGCAGAUGAUGCUUUUCUUGGUUUCUCUUAUGCUCCUCCUUCAGAAGACUUAUUUCUGUAACAUUUUGCUAUCGAGGAAGCAUUGAGUACAUAUAAGCCUAUGAGUAGGACUGAAACUCCUGUUUGUGUGAAUAUUCAAAAUGUUUAACUAGUGCCUCACUUCUAAUGUAAUGUUGAAAACUAUGAAAAAUGUAUUUUCUGCUGUAUGCAAGAAAAUAGGGCAUUUCAAAGAGCUGUUUUGAAUUAAAUUUGUAUUCUUGUUUAUUAUGCUUAUUUUUAAACAGAAGUUUAAAGAGCUAUUGUUCUUAGCAUUAACCUAUUUUUAAGACAACUUUUGCUAUUGACUGUUUUUUUCUCUAAGUUUACACUAACCUCUACCUGAGAUAGACUGUUUUUUAAUAGUCUUCUUUCAAUUCAGUUAAUGUAUAUGAAUGCCUUUGUAACUCUAUACCUUGACCUUUAUUCUCAGAUCAGAACUAUGCAAGUGGUACACGAUUGUUUCAAAAAUAAAACAUAUUUUUCCAUAAUAAAUCACAGACAUAGCAAGUUCUUAGUAGGAUUAAAAUAUAAAAACAUAAUACAUUGGCUGCUAAUCAGCACUUUGCAUUCUGCAGCUCAAAUAAAGAAGUAACAAAAGGAAAUCCUUUGCUUUUGAAAACCAGUUCAAACCUAUGACUUUUUCGUCUGAAGGAAAAAUAAAAGUUUGGUAGAAAUUGUAAGUAUUCCCAGAGAUCUGAAGGGGUAAUAAAAUACUGCUGGAUUUUUUUAAGGUGGUGCCAAAAAUGAAUGUCUCUGUGUCAUGUAUUUUAUACUAAUGCAUUUAUGUGUGUGUGUUUUUUUUAAUGUUUAGUUUGCUGUUGCAUAGAGUCUAAAUUGUGGUAUUUGCUUUGGCAGAUUCUGUCUAUUCAGAAUUAUCUUUCUGGUGAGUUGAUAGGUAGAAGAUUUGAGCUUUCUAGAGUAUUUGCCUAAUUGAGAAUUUAGAGAAUUGCAGAUUUCGAGUCAAUAUAAUCAUUUCACCUAAUUGAAAAUUUAAGUAUAGGAUAGCAAAUUAUUAGUCAAUAUAAUAUAUACAGUUUCACUAUAAUGUAACAAAAUUUUAAAAUAAUUUAAACAGAUCCUUAGUCAAUAUUUUAUCUUACUAGAAGUACAAAAAAACUAAAAAUUAUUUUUAACCACUUAACUUGUAAUUAAUUAUAAAAGAAAAUAAUUACAGAAAAUUGUAAAGGAGUAUCUUUAUCGGAAUUCUGAUCUAGUUUAGAGGUUUUCCAAGUUAUGUAGGAAACACUGUGAAAAUUUAGUGACCUGGUUUAGAUUCCAAGAACAAGUGUUCUCUAUACUUCACACCAAUGCCCUUUACUCAGAAACAUUCAGUAAAAUAGGGAGAGUUAGUCUGCUUCUGUAGAUUAAUAAUACCUGUACCUAAUACACUGAAUCUUCCUUUAGAGGCAAGACUUUAGUAGCAACACUGUAAAUACUCAAUUUAUUUGGCACUACUGUAAGUUAUCCUAUUACGUAAAGUUUUUUUGCUUAUUAUAAAGCAAAGUUAAAAAGUUUCUUGUAUGUUUUUUACUUAGUCACUCCUUAAUUAAACUGCCAAAACUUAAAGUGCAAUAUUGUAUAUUUUUAAGAAGAAAUUUUAGAAUAUUGAUGUUUCCCAGAUAACAAAUAAGAAUCAUAUGUAGUAUAAUAAAGUAAAUAAAAAUAUUACUGAUUAAUGCCUGUCAUUUUAAAAUUGGUUAUGAUUAAAAUACUCAUCACAAAAAUAAACUAUAUGUAUGAGCAAAGUAUAGUUUAACAAAAUAUUUGGGUAUAUAUAAAAAGAUCAUAUACUGAUGUAUUUAAAAUUUAUAGACCAAAAUCUAAAUUUAAACUUAUCUUUUCUCUCACAGUAUGCUAAGACAGAAAAAGAAAAAUUAUGCCCUUUGAAUAGUUGAACCAUUUAAUGCUUAUUGCCAAAAUAAACUUAAAGGUUGGAAUGAAGUCUCCUUAAUAUUUUCAUGUUACCUCUCAUUUUAUUGUAUAUAGUAUAGGUAAAGAACAUCUACUCCACCAGCAGCCUUCCUACCCAAAUACACAUCCUAGCGCAGAUUAAAAAUGAUAAAAUUUGGUUCAUUUGGAAGAGAUGCUCAGUGAUACUGAUAAUAGCAGCAAGUACUCUCUCCAAAAUUUUAACAUGCCAGAAUAAUUUUUGAAUUUGAGACACUUAUAUAGAGAGCCAGCUAACACUAAAGGUAAUUUUAUCAGUAAGAUAUUAAAAGAUGGUUUCAGUAUUCUAAUUUUAUUAUAAAAAAUUAGCAUUGAUUCAUGUUAAACUAUGGUAAAUUUUUUUCUGUUCCUAGUCUCUUAGCAUUUUUUAUUAGUGUAGUGAUUUUCCUUGGGCUUACUAAAUAUACAGAUAUUUUUAUGUUAGUCUUUUUGUAUAUCAUAUGCUGUAUGAAAAAUGGGAGUGGUUAUGUAGAAACGUUUAUAAUGCUGAAAUGACUGUCAAUAAAGCAUGUUAAAAUUUGUAACUUAAUUCCUUAUACACA
Sorex araneus (European shrew) is the source of this 4338-nucleotide messenger RNA. RefSeq names its product serum/glucocorticoid regulated kinase family member 3 (gene SGK3). Gene Ontology annotation, molecular function: phosphatidylinositol binding; ATP binding; protein serine/threonine kinase activity. Gene Ontology annotation, biological process: protein phosphorylation. The record is from RefSeq and is a predicted model, not a curated record. NCBI's taxonomy places the organism in Eukaryota, Metazoa, Chordata, Mammalia, Eulipotyphla, Soricidae. The transcript has 18 exons. The coding region runs from base 360 to 1871 and encodes 503 amino acids.